Messenger RNA from Ziziphus jujuba (common jujube), 1715 nucleotides. Its product is annotated as DNA mismatch repair protein MSH1, mitochondrial-like. The transcript has 12 exons. The record is from RefSeq and is a predicted model, not a curated record. Bases 25 to 1653 code for a protein of 542 amino acids. NCBI's taxonomy places the organism in Eukaryota, Viridiplantae, Streptophyta, Magnoliopsida, Rosales, Rhamnaceae.
UGUAUUAACUCACUAGUUUAUUGAAUGCUUAUUUUGGCCCUUGUAGUGCAUAGUAGAAGAAGUUCGGGGGCCAACUCAAGCUCGCUCCGCAAAAGUCGUUUUAUAUCUGGGCAUGCACAUCCUGGUAGUCCUUACUUUGGACUUGCUGGUGUUGAUCAUGAUCUUGACUUUCCAGAACCAAUGCCUGUGGUUGGAAUUUCAAGAUCGGCAAGAGGGUAUUGCAUAAAUUUAGUUCUCGAGACUAUGAAAACAUAUUCGUCAGAAGAUGGUUUGACUGAAGAGGCCUUAGUUACAAAGCUUCGUAUUUGUAGAUAUCAUCAUUUAUUCCUUCAUACAUCUUUGAGGCACAAUUCCACGGGCACUUGUCGCUGGGGAGAAUUUGGUGAGGGAGGCCUGCUGUGGGGAGAAUGUGUUUCUAGACAUUAUGAAUGGUUUGAAGGCAAUCCUGUCACUGAGCUUUUGUCUAAGGUUAAAGAACUCCAUGGCCUUGCUGAUGAAAUUACAUUUAGGAAUGUCACUGUGUCUUCAGAAAAUAGACCCCGGCCUUUAACCCUUGGAACAGCAACCCAGAUUGGUGCCAUACCGACGGAAGGUAUACCUUGUUUGUUGAAGAUGUUGCUUCCUCCAAAUUGCACAGGUCUACCUGGAUUGUAUGUUAGAGAUAUUCUUCUCAACCCUCCUGCUUAUGAAAUUGCAUCUACAAUUCAAGCAACGUGCAAACUUAUGAGCAAUGUCACCUGUUCAAUUCCUGAGUUUACUUGUGUUUCAUCUGCAAAGCUUGUGAAGCUACUUGAACUGAGGGAGGCUAAUCAUAUUGAGUUUUGUAGAAUUAAAAAUGUAGUCGAUGAAAUUCUACACAUGAAUAGAAAUUCUGAGCUCGGAGAAAUCCUGGAGUUGUUGAUGGAUCCUACAUGGGUGGCAACUGGGUUAAAAAUUGACUUUGAGACAUUAGUAAGUGAAUGCGAAUGGACUUCAGUCAAAAUUAGUGGAAUGAUCUCUCUAGAUGGUGAAAAUGAUUCAAAAAUCUGGUCUUCUUCUAUUGUUCCUAGUGAGUUUUUUGAGGAUAUGGAGUCUGCAUGGAAAGGUCGUGUCAAGAGGAUACACAUUGAAGAAGAGUUUAGAGAAGCAGAAGUGGCUGCUGAGGCUUUAUCUCUUGCAGCUACUGAAGAUUUCCUGCCUAUCAUUUCAAGAAUAAAGGCCACGACUGCCCCACUUGGAGGCCCAAAGGGAGAAACAUUAUAUGCUCGGGAGCAUGAAGCUGUUUGGUUUAAGGGAAAACGGUUUAUGCCUUCUGUAUGGGCGGGUACACCUGGGGAAGAACAGAUUAGACAUCUUAAACCAGCUAUAGACUCAAAAGGUGGAAAGGUAGCAGAAGAGUGGUUUACUACAGCAAAGGUAGAGGACGCUUUAACAAGGUACCAUGAGGCGGGGGCCAAGGCAAAAGCCAAGGUCUUGGAAUUGUUAAGGGGACUUUCUUCUGAAUUACAAGCAAAAGUCAACAUCCUAGUUUUUGCUUCCAUGCUUCUAAUUAUUGCCAAGGCUUUAUUUGCCCAUGUGAGGUUGGAAACAAACAACUUCAUUUAUCUUUUUAGCAUUACUUCUCAAAUCUGUACAGAGUUUGAUGUGGUCUUUCAUGUUAAAUUGUUGGUUUGACAAGUCAACAUAGAUACUCUGUCGGCAAUAUUAUGUAUUUGUUUACUCUAGGCAGUAUUUUU